CCGUCCUAUUGUUUAAAAAUAUAAUCAAGUUUCAGUAUAACCUUUUCCAAUUUGGUCACAUACUUUCUUAUAAUAAUGUGGCCAUGAAUAAACCACAAUACUUUUUUGUUUGAGAAAAACAUUAAACUAAAACAUAAAAAUAAACGCGUGUGUUUUGUAUUUGUUUCGUGAAGGAGGGGAAGGAACCGAUGCAAUGUCUCAUGUUUCUUAUUUCGUGCUGUGGAUCGCUGCAUCAUGGAUAACUCUCGCACCUGCUCAUUUUUCAUCAUUUUACUAACGCUGCGCCUGUGUUUGUAAAACCGAAGAGCAUAUGUUUAUUUGUAUAGUGAGAGCAGCUACGAUGUACCGAUGACACAAUAUUCAACUAAUUUUAUAUAGUCCCAAUUAUCUGAAGUUGAACCUCAGAUGCAAGCAUCCGGGAGUUUUCUAUCAUGCCCAAACAAAUUCAGAAGUCAAAGGGACCAGGAAACAAGGAAUCACAUGAUCUAGGGAAGCUUCUGAUCCUGCUUGCGAAUAAUGCUUACAAACACCAGGUGGCAGCAUUGAGUCAGUCAUCUAAGGUGUGCAAUAGCAGAGCAAGAUCCAAGACCACUCUCCAGCAAAACGAUCCAAGCACAAAUAGUCAAAUUCACACAACUUCUGAAGAUCUGGAGCUUGAGAAAUUCAGUACAACAUACAGAAAUCAACGUUGUUUCAGCAGUCAUCCUCAACAUAAGCUAUUUUUGAAAAUCCUUGCAUCUUUGGUCAAGAACAGACUGUGCAGCGACUGGGUCGACCAUGCACCACCUGAAUCAGUUCUUAGAGUGCUCAUUUGUCUACGAUUGCUCAUAAGAGAACAACAUUAUCAGAGAGUUUUUCAUCAACUCCAAGGUGUUGUUCUUCUUGCAAAGUACAUGGAGUUGGUUUGCAGCAGUCAUCUGGAAUGUGGAGACCAUACAUUUGCCAUAGAGAAGUUGAUUACUAUGGCAUACAUGUUUCAGAAAAUGUCUGUGGUGGAGGAGCAAAGGCAGUGGGUUAUUGGGAGUGGUGCUCAUAAGACUCUUGUGACGCUCCUAUCAGCACGUGACAGUAGUGUGUUACUGGGCGCCCUCCUCGCACUCACCUCAUUGGCUGAGAGCUCAGAAUGCAAGGAGAAGAUCGGAGAGUUGUCAGUUGUGGAUAACCUUCUUGUAAUACUACAAGAGUAUGACAUACUAUCCAAAAGAAUGGCUGCGGAGUUGUUGCGGCUGCUGUGCCCGGUCCGGCAGGUGCGGGAACAGAUUAGAGAGUGCGGGGGCCUGCCGGUGCUGCUCAGCCUGCUUCACGAAGAGCAUCUCAAGUUGCUGUGGAGCAUAGUGUGGGUCCUGGUCCAGCUGUGUGAGGAGGCAGAAGCCAGCACUGAGAUACGCAUGUGGGGAGGAGUGCAGCAGCUCCUCCACAUCCUCAGCAGUGAGAAGGUGCAUGUUUCGGACCGUUUUUCUACUGAGGCCCUCUCGAGUGCCAAUGUGGCAGGACGAAUCCGGAGAUGGCAUAUAAGUGAGGACCUUAAUCCACCUGAGGAUGUGGAGAACAUCAUGUCCUUACAGUCAGCAUGCUGUGCGGCUCUGACUGAGCUUGUUCUGGAUGAUACCACUGCGCUUCACGUGGUUCAGGAGAAUGGGGUCUAUGUCAUAGCAAAAUUGAUUCUGCCACCAAGCUCUUACAGUGGACCAAAAGCAACAUCCCUACAGUGCUAUGCAUUUCGGACUCUCCGUUUCCUCUUCAGCAUGGAACGAAACCGGCAUUUGUUUAAAAGACUAUUUCCUACAGAUUUAUUUGAGAUGUUUAUUGAUGUCGGACAUUACAUGCGAGACAUCACUGCCUACGAAGCAUUGCAAGCAAAAGUUUCUCUUUACACUCAGGAGGAAAUGGACAGGUUAAGGGAGAGCAUUCAGGCUGUUGAUCAGAACCGCCCUCCUCUAAGAGUGAUCAAUGGCUACUCUAUAUUGGACCAUUUGGGCACUGGGGCCUUUGGCAGUGUGUUCAAGGUGAGGAAACAGAGGGGACAGAACCUUCUGGCUUUGAAGGAGGUAACUCUUCACAAUCCAGUCUUUGGCAAAGACAAGAAGUCCAGAGACAGCAAUGUGGAGAAGAUAGUGUCAGAGCUGACCAUCAUUAAAGAACAGAUGACCCAUCCAAAUGUUGUGAAAUAUUACAAGACAUUCUUGGAAAACGACAGGCUAUACAUUGUCAUGGAGUUAAUAGAAGGAGUACCCCUGGCGGACCAUUUCAACUCUCUAAAAGAGAAGGAGCAGCAGUUCACAGAGGACAGACUUUGGAACAUAUUCAUCCAGAUGUGCCUGGCUCUAAGGUACCUGCACAAGGAGAAGAGGAUCGUGCAUCGGGACCUCACUCCUAAUAACAUCAUUCUGGGAGAGAGGGACAAAGUUACUAUCACUGACUUUGGGCUGGCUAAACAGAAACAGGAGAGCAGCAAGCUAACGUCAGUGGUUGGGACCAUAUUAUAUUCCUGUCCGGAGAUAGUGAAGUGUGAGCCCUAUGGGGAAAAGGCUGAUGUGUGGGCUGUAGGAUGUAUCCUGUAUCAGAUGGCCACACUGAAACCUCCAUUCUAUAGCGGCAACAUGCUCUCCCUCGUCACCAAGAUUGUGGAGGCGGUCUAUGAACCAGUGGCUGAAGACCUUUUCUCAGACAGAGUCACAGACAUGAUUCAGUGGUGUCUGACUCCCGACGCAGACAUGCGUCCGGACAUUGUGGAAGUCAGCUCCAAGAUCUCUGACAUCAUAAUGAGGUUCAUGGACAGCUUGUACAUCUCCCAGCAUGCUUUGGAGAGGAGAGCAGAGCGAGACAGGAAGCGAGCACAGAAGUACUUCCUGGAGAGGCAUCGGGGCAGGGCAGAGCCUGUGUCUCAGGGUUCUUUACCAAAAGAUCAUGUGAAAUCUCCUUUAACGACCGAGUCCAAAGUACCACAUUCCUCUUUAGGCCACAGCUCAAACCAAACACUUAUUUCAGAUAAUGUCUCAGAUGAAGACACAGACGUCUUAGAUACCAAUAGCUCAACGGCAUCUGACCAUAAAGACUCCGGGCCGAUCAGUGUCAGUGGCUCUGUGACUGAUGGACCAAAUCAACAUGGUGGUGAUUUUGCUAUUCUGAAACCCAAGACUCGACCAGUGUCAGCAGGAAUCUGUGUUUCUCAGAGGAAGGUUCGUCAGAUUGAUGACCCUGUCCAAAGAAUCCUGGUACAGCUGCAUAAAAUUAUAUACAUCACUCAGCUUCCCCCAGCCGUUCAGCACUGUGUCAAAAGGCGGUCAAUUGAGAGAUUUAAAAAGUUUCUGUUCGACUACAGAAGCAGUCCAUACAAUCUAAAGGUGGAGCUUAAUAAGCUGCUCCAGGGGUCUCCAGAGCUAAUGGAAUUAGGAUCUCCCAGCUCAGACUGGUGGUCACUGGUCCAGCCGUUUGGAGGAGACCCUCUGGGUGCCGAUCGGCCAGGUGAUAUAGAAAAUGGGAAUCUGAAGGAGGGAAUCAGCUAUGAGCAGAUGCAGGCCUUAAUAGAGGAAGUUCUUGAGGAAAAUGGAUACUACCAUGCAGUAAGGAGUAACCUGGGAACAACAGGGACAAACAAGUGACCUCUGUCCUUAUAAAUGAUGUCCUUAUUUGGCUGCUUCUGUUUUCCAGUCACAUGGCAGAAAAGGACUAGUAUCACAUUUCUCAGACAGGUUGAUAACCUGGAAAAGGACAUAGAGCAAUGUCACUGUCUGCAUGUAGGGGGAGUGUUUCAAAACAAGCUCAAGCAUUAGAUACCAAGGCGGAGUAUGGAUUACAUGGUAUAUUAAUCAGUCAGGCAUUUUACACUAUUUGUGGCCUUUGACCUUUGAGCAUUUACUGUAUGUCUACUCAGUUCUCACUUUGAGCACUCAGCUGAAGCACAGAUGAUGCACUGAUAAUGUGCUUGUGUGAUGUUUGUGUGAUUUUGUGGCGAUUAAUGUCAGGCUUUUCUGCACUUUACAUUAUUACACUCAGCAUAAGGAUAUCGCUGCUCGUUUCUUUAACACAAACACAUGGUCUAUUUCCAGGUAAUAUUGUAUUGCACAUUUUAUGAAUUGUAACUAAUGGGUUUUGAAACUGCUGUCUCAGGCUAAAGCUUUGACUUAUGUUUAACUCAACAGAAAUGUAUUUAUUA
Esox lucius (northern pike) is the source of this 4156-nucleotide messenger RNA. It is a transcript of the gene nek10, whose product is annotated as NIMA-related kinase 10. The transcript is spliced from 34 exons. NCBI's taxonomy places the organism in Eukaryota, Metazoa, Chordata, Actinopteri, Esociformes, Esocidae. Gene Ontology annotation, biological process: protein phosphorylation. The record is from RefSeq and is a predicted model, not a curated record. Bases 432 to 3602 code for a protein of 1056 amino acids. Gene Ontology annotation, molecular function: protein binding; ATP binding; protein kinase activity.